UCUUCCCGCAUUUCGCGGCAGUACGUUGCACAAGCUACAUCAAUUAUGAAUCAAUCUCCCGUAUUUUUGAAAAAAUAUAAUAUCGUGAAAUCAAUAAGUGUGAUAAAACACCGUGGACAAGUUUAUCAAGUGAUCACAUCAUCAGUAUAGUAUUUGUGAUAAAAGUGCAAUGAUAGAUCUUUAUUAUAAGAAACAGUUUAAAAGAAGAUUUUAUGAAAAACAUUACUUUAGUGAAUGAAAGUGAUUUUUUGAGAAAAGAAAAGAAAAUCAGUGGAAAAUAAAAAAAAAAACUAUUCCUAACGAGACUUAUUUUUUGUGAUAUUUCCUUAAAAAAGUACUUAAAUUCCCAACGGAAGCGCAGUUUAAUAAAAAAUGAGAGACAUGGCGACAUAUUCUGUGAUGCUCCUCCUGACAACAACCAUCCUGGCUGCCCAUGUGGAUGCACAAUUGUGUUCACUACGAGAUAUGAAGGAACACGCAAUGAAUGCGUGCGACAACCUAGCCAGGAAGAUCCGUAGCCCCGACAGUCACGAGUGGAAUCCGGCCGUGUACACAUACAGAGUGUUCAAUGGGACUGAAAACGCAAGACAUCGCAGAGGAAUUGUAUAUGGAUGGAAGGAAGCUUUUCCAGAAAAUAAUGGCUUCCUGAGAAUUAAUUUAUCCCACAAAUUGUACCAUUUUCUCAGUCGAAGGCACUCACAUGGGGAUCAUAACGAAGUUGGAGAUUCUUUCGAUGUUGCUCUUCUUGGGAAAUUCUCAAGGGAACAUCGAAGACACAGGCAUAGCCAUUCAUCCCAUGAAAUUAGGAAUAAAAGGAGUGACUUUAACGCUCUGGUAACUUACUGCUGUAUUAGUCCUGAGGAUGAUGACUGUAAUGACCAUUUGUGUUUUGUGUGAGUGUUUAAACAAAAAAAAAGGACAUGUUGGAGAGUGACAAUCUCUAAGAGUGCCACAGACAAGUAGACGCGGAACUAUCUCAUUUUUAAUUAAUUAUUUUUACGUUAGAAUUGAUAGUGAAGUGAUGAUAAAUCGAGGAGUAUUUUGUAAAUAAAAUAAUUUUUUAAGAGAAAAAUUAAAAAUUUGAGCUUAAUCUUGUCUA
Messenger RNA from Lutzomyia longipalpis, 1099 nucleotides. RefSeq lists its product as uncharacterized. Lineage: Eukaryota; Metazoa; Arthropoda; Insecta; Diptera; Psychodidae. The record is from RefSeq and is a predicted model, not a curated record. The transcript is spliced from 4 exons. The coding region runs from base 373 to 897 and encodes 174 amino acids.